This is a messenger RNA of Saccharomyces mikatae IFO 1815, 762 nucleotides long. RefSeq names its product ER membrane complex subunit EMC3 (gene EMC3). NCBI's taxonomy places the organism in Eukaryota, Fungi, Ascomycota, Saccharomycetes, Saccharomycetales, Saccharomycetaceae. Gene Ontology annotation, cellular component: EMC complex; membrane. The record is from RefSeq and is a predicted model, not a curated record. Gene Ontology annotation, biological process: protein folding in endoplasmic reticulum. The transcript has a single exon. The coding region runs from base 1 to 762 and encodes 253 amino acids.
AUGUUAUUGGAUGAUCAGCUGAAGUAUUGGGUCUUGUUGCCUAUUUCCAUUGUUAUGGUUUUGACGGGUGUGCUCAAACAGUACAUCAUGACACUUAUAACGGGGAACAAUGCUAGCGAAAGACAACCGAGGGUGAAACUAACUGAAUGGCAAUACUUGCAAUGGGCACAAUUAUUGAUUGGUAACGGUGGGAAUUUGUCAGCAGAUGCUUUUGCUGCAAAAAAAGAGUUCCUUAUCAAGGACCUUGCCGAGGAAAGACAUUUGGCCAAAGUUAACGAACAAGAUGGGUCACAGGCUGGAGAAAUGCCCAAUCCUUUCAACGAUCCAAGCAUGUCAAAUGCUAUGAUGAACAUGGCGAAGGGAAACAUGGCUAGUUUUAUUCCUCAGACUAUUAUAAUGUGGUGGGUAAACCAUUUUUUUGCUGGAUUCAUUCUUAUGCAAUUGCCAUUUCCUUUAACGGCAAAGUUCAAAGAGAUGUUACAAACCGGUAUUGUUUGUCAAGAUUUGGAUGUCAGAUGGGUAAGCUCUAUAUCGUGGUAUUUCAUCUCUGUACUCGGGCUUAAUCCGGUAUAUAACUUGAUUGGGUUGAACGAUCAGGACAUGGGUAUCCAAGCCGGAAUAGGUGGGCCACAGGGUCCACAGGGUCCUCCACAAUCGCAGGUAGACAAGGCAAUGCAUGCGAUGGCCAACGACUUGACCAUUAUUCAGCAUGAGACUUGUCUUGAUAACGUUGAGCAAAGGGUUUUGAAACAGUAUAUGUAA